Messenger RNA from Myiozetetes cayanensis, 697 nucleotides. It is a transcript of the gene RNF122, whose product is annotated as ring finger protein 122. The record is from RefSeq and is a predicted model, not a curated record. Lineage: Eukaryota; Metazoa; Chordata; Aves; Passeriformes; Tyrannidae. The transcript is spliced from 6 exons. Bases 10 to 519 code for a protein of 169 amino acids.
CUCCCGGCCAUGGCCUGGCCGAGCCUCCCUGCCCCGCGGAGCGGCUGCCGGAUGCCUCCGUUCCAGUGGUGCCACGGGUGCUCCUGCAGCCUGGGGCUGGUCUAUCCCGGUAAGCCCUGCACGAUGCCGCCCAUCACCUUCCAGGACCUGCCCCUCAACAUCUACAUGGUCAUUUUCGGCACCGGCAUCUUCGUCUUCGUGCUCAGCCUCAUCUUCUGCUGCUACUUCAUCAGCAAACUGCGGCACCAGGCGCAGAGCGAGCGCUUCGGGUACAAGGAGGUGGUUUUGAAGGGCGAUGCCCGCAGGCUGAACGUGCACGGGCAGACCUGCGCCGUGUGCCUGGAGGAUUUCAGGGCGAAGGAGGAGCUGGGGGUGCUGCCGUGCCAGCACGCCUUCCACAGGAAGUGCCUGGUGAAGUGGCUGGAGGUGCGCUGCGUGUGCCCCAUGUGCAACAAGCCCAUGGCUGGUCCGGCACAGCCCCGCGCCGGCAUCGGGACCCUCCUGGACGAGCUGGUGUGAGCCUGCCCUGCUGCGAACUGGGCUCAUCCCGUGGGAUCCAUUGUGGGAUUGUGGGAUGGCAGCUCCACACACGCACGGCAUUGCCCUCCCCGGGCUCGCACGGCUCGUCCCGAAUUUCCCAGCUGCUGUUUUUAACUGUUGGGGUCGUCGCUCUGUUUGGGGUUUUGCGUUUUCCCUG